This is a messenger RNA of Radiomyces spectabilis, 492 nucleotides long. RefSeq lists its product as uncharacterized. Gene Ontology annotation, molecular function: glutathione disulfide oxidoreductase activity. The record is from RefSeq and is a predicted model, not a curated record. Gene Ontology annotation, biological process: cellular response to oxidative stress. Bases 93 to 386 code for a protein of 97 amino acids. Gene Ontology annotation, cellular component: cytoplasm. Lineage: Eukaryota; Fungi; Mucoromycota; Mucoromycetes; Mucorales; Radiomycetaceae. The transcript is spliced from 3 exons.
GCAAUUUGCUUGCUGAGAUAUAAAAACGCACCUGCUCGGUACCCUUCUUUUUUGUUUCUGUCGAGUAUCCUUUUAUCUUCACAUCAAUCAUCAUGAUUGAAAGCGCACAAGUAGCCAUUUACAGAUACCCUGUUGUUCUUUUCACCAGGACCGAUUACCCCGAAUGCAUGUCGGCCAAUGAGUUGUUGAAAAAAACCUUUGGUUUCGACCCUUAUGUUUUGUUCCUGGAUCAAAUUCCCGAAGGUCCUGAAAUCGAGGAUUUCCUCGCGCAAUAUGACCACCAGCGUAGCGUCACCAACGUUUUCAUUGCCGGGAAGUAUGUUGGCAAUUUUGAAGCUAUAGUACAGCUUGAUCAAAGCGGUGAAUUGGAAGAGAAGCUUGAAUAAGCACAUAUUGUGUUUACCCAACAUGAAGGUUUUAACCCUGUGUAUAAAUUUUUAAUUGUGUACAAUAAAAUCGUUCCACACCACGACCGGCAAACUGUUACAUUUU